Hemibagrus wyckioides is the source of this 406-nucleotide messenger RNA. It is a transcript of the gene ndufa3, whose product is annotated as NADH:ubiquinone oxidoreductase subunit A3. Lineage: Eukaryota; Metazoa; Chordata; Actinopteri; Siluriformes; Bagridae. The coding region runs from base 77 to 328 and encodes 83 amino acids. The record is from RefSeq and is a predicted model, not a curated record. The transcript is spliced from 4 exons. Gene Ontology annotation, cellular component: mitochondrial inner membrane.
UCCGUAGCGGGAACUGUCACCGUAAUUCGGACUACAUUUCCCAGUAGGAGCUGUAGACAGAACUACACGAGCCAACAUGGCGGGCAUCGGAAAUUUCCUGAGAAACGCCUGGAAUAAGGAGCCCGUGGUGACCGCAGCCUGUGGCCUCGGCAUCGCUGCACUGAUUCUGCCGCUGGUCAGCCCCUACACCAAAUACACGAUCAUGUUAAACAAAGCCACGCCAUACAACUACCCAGUUCCUGUACGAGAUGAUGGAAACAUGCCCGACGUCCCCGCUCACCCGUGUGACCCACAGGGCAGAAACUUGGACUGGCUGAAAAACAUGUAAUAAUUCAUCCGGAAACCCUGAACCUGUACAGAUCUCCUCUUCCCAAUCAGAGCAUGUCAAUAAAUAACCUUUAUUUAA